This is a messenger RNA of Adineta ricciae, 1164 nucleotides long. Lineage: Eukaryota; Metazoa; Rotifera; Eurotatoria; Adinetida; Adinetidae. The record is from the annotation of a GenBank genome assembly.
AUGCUCGUUCUCUCGAUUGUUUUAUUCCUUGCAUCCGUUCACUUAACGCAUACGUCCAGAACAGUAUUAAAAUUAACAUUUGAUCCCGAUGAAGCAUAUUAUCCGCAAGGCAGUAUGAUUGAAAUUCGUUGUGAAAUGUUCAAUGCAGAUGAUACCGACGAAUCACCGCAAUUGUGGUAUGUCGAUUCGAAAACUGGUAAAAGCGCCCAGAUCACUCGAGCAUUAUUGAAUAAACCAGUGGAAAACUCACCGGAUAUAUUCAAACGAAACCACAAUGGCCGUUUCGAAUAUGUGAAACAGAACCAUUUACGUAUCAGGCAUGUUAUAUUGGAUGAUACAAGUCGAUACGAGUGCAGUUGCCCAGAUUGUGAGGAAACAUUAGAAAAACAAGUAAAAGAAUUACAUGUUAUCAAGUUAGCUGAACCUAAAUGGCAGAUCGAACCUGAUUGGCCCAUGCGAGAAUAUGUGAAUUCAAGAAUAAAAUGUACUGUGGAUGAUUUUUACCCAUAUAUUAAACACAAAGUCCUUCGGAAUCAUUACGAUAUUACCGCUGAGGGAUACUCGUUGUUAUUGAAUGCAAAAGCGUACCCACAAAAAUUUUCUUGGAAAGCAACUGUUAUACCAACAGCUGAUUGGCAUAAUUCAACAAUACACUGUGCGGUGACUAUAGGUGAUUCUCAGCAUUGGGCGGUAAAAACUCUUCAAGUUUUAUUUGCUCCACGUUUUGACAUGUGUUUCGAGGAACAAGUUAUCAAUAAAACGCAACAGAACGCUUCCAUUACCUGCACAUAUGCAGGAAAUCCCAAACCAGAAUUCAUCUGGUUUCGGAAAACUGAUGGAACUCCUCUUGCAGGACACACUGGAAUUACUAUUAACACUAUAGAUGACUACCAUGGAAGGUAUACCGAUGUUGUCACAUUCGAUCGUGAUGCGUUAACAACAGACUAUGAGCAAUUGUUAGAUGAUGGUUUUGUUGUAGAAUUAAAACAUCUUGGUGAAGUUCAAGAAACACGAACGAUUUCUAUUAUCGAUAGCUUCUAUUCAACAAACGCUCCAAAAUCGUGUGGUUCAUCAACAAACACAACUAGAGAUUUGUUGUAUUUAACUAUCCUGUUUUCAUUCAUAAUGAUUCAACAUUUAAACUCUGUCAUUUCGUUUUAUUAA